AUGUAUAUAAUUUUACCCGAGCAACGAAAUGGGCUUGUUAAACUUAUAGCGAAGGUGAGUUCUAAUCCAGCUAGUUUUCUGCGUAAACAUGUCCCAAGCAGUCCGAGUUUGGUGAGUACGGGUGAAUUUAAGGUUCCGAAAUUUAAAAUCCUUUUUGAUAUUGAAGCAUCAAGAGUACUCAAGAAACAACAUAUGGUUUUUCCUUUUAAUAAACGCAAUGCGGAGCUGACGGACAUGGCACAUAUCGACGGAACUAGUAAAGAUGAUAAGCUUCAUGAAGUUGAUGAAGAAGGACCUAAAGCUGCCGCUUCUACUGCUGUUUUGGGGCGUUUGGCUUGCAGAACAAGCACGUCCUCCUCCUCCUGUCGAUUUUGUGGCAGAUCAUCCUUCAUUGUUCAUUAUAAGACAGGAGAAAAGUGGUAUGGUAUUGUUCAUGGGACAUUGGGACAUGUCCUUCAUUCUAUGUUAAAUUCGUGCGAUGAAGACACAUGUGAUUAUCUCCGUAUAGUUUCAUUUAGUAGUUAUGAACAUCCAAAAUUUUCCUCUAUGGCAUAA
Molecule: messenger RNA, 555 nt
Organism: Papaver somniferum (opium poppy)
Lineage: Eukaryota; Viridiplantae; Streptophyta; Magnoliopsida; Ranunculales; Papaveraceae
Product: serpin-ZXA-like
Exons: 1
Coding region: 1-555 (184 amino acids)
Molecular function (GO): serine-type endopeptidase inhibitor activity
Source: RefSeq, a predicted model, not a curated record